Messenger RNA from Alligator sinensis (Chinese alligator), 6787 nucleotides. It is a transcript of the gene BAHCC1, whose product is annotated as BAH domain and coiled-coil containing 1. The record is from RefSeq and is a predicted model, not a curated record. Gene Ontology annotation, molecular function: chromatin binding. NCBI's taxonomy places the organism in Eukaryota, Metazoa, Chordata, Crocodylia, Alligatoridae.
CCCGGGCCACUUCCAGCCGGGCAAGUACUUCCCCUCGCCCAUCUCCAUGGCGGCGCACACGGCAGGGAGCAGCCUGAUGGGGAACUCGCCCGCCUCGUCCUUCAUGGGGAGCUUCCUGACCAGCAGCCUGGGCUCGGGCGCCCCAGCACACCCUGCCGGCCCCGCCUCGUCCCCCUCCGAGCCGGCCUUCCGCGGCCCCCACUCCGGCACCUCCCAGCUCUGGUUCUCGCACUCCCACGAAGCCCCGGGGUACCCCAGGUUCUCGGGGAGCCUGGCUUCCACCUUCCUUCCCAUGAGCCACCUGGAUCACCAUGGAAACGGCAACGUCCUCUACGGCCAGCAUCGCUUCUAUGAAAGCCAGAAAGACAACUUCUACCUGAGGAACCUGCCGGCACAGCCCGCCCUGCUGUCGACCAACCACAACUUCCCCAGCAUGGCGCGGGCAGCGCCGGGGCACCCUGUGGGCUCGUGCAGCCGGGACCGGGAGCCCAGCCACGGCCCCAAGGCCCACAAGGACUACGAGCGCUUCCUGGCAGCCAAGGAGAAGGGCGGCAAGGGCGAAGCCAAGGAGCGGGCGCCCGAGGAGGACGGCAAGGAGAGGCACAAGGCCGUGCUGCCGCUGGUGCCCGACGGGCACUGCAAAGAGGGGCCCCCCCCACGCGGCGCCUGCGAGACGCGGCCCAAGCACCUCCCCGCCUGCCUGGUGAAUGCCAAGGUGCUGGCUGCUGAUGCCACCAAGUCCCUGCUGCCCAGCUGCACCGGCGGCGGGGCCCUGCCGCGCCACGGCACCAUGCCCCCCGGCCGCUGCACCAAGGAGCGGGACCUGGCUCCCCAUGAGUCGCCCCAGCCCUACGGCGAGGGCGUGGAGCGGCGGCAGAUGCUGCACCACGCCGUGUCCUACACGGUGCCCCCCAGCCUGCCCGCCAGGCCGCCCCCGCUCAGCAGCGCGGCCGGCUCCUUCCCCUGCCUGCAGCUGCACGCUGGCCCCAACGGGCUCUGCCCCUUGCCGGACAAGGCCGGGCGGGAGCUGAAGAUGAGCGGGGCCACGCUCGUGCCUUCCGUGGGGCACCUGGCCGACAAGAGCCGGUCCUUCCAGGUGCCCUCGGAGCCCUGCGGGCUGGAGCGGGCCGAGGUCAAGGACCGGCACGGCGAGCUGGGGCCCGAGCACGGCGCCAGCGCCUACGCCAACUCCUUCCAUGCCCUCAAGGCCGAGGCCAAGGUGGAGCGGCGACUGGAGUGGGGCCCCGGUGCUGGUGCCCGCCUCAAGGGCCUGGAGUACCUGGGCGGCACUGGCGCCGAAGCCCCCUACGCGCCCACACCCAAGGGCGGCUUGGACAAGGGCGGCUACUUCGAGAUGGCGCCGGGGCCCGACUGCGCCCGCGCCAACCCCCCGGAGGGCCUGUGCGUGGCGCUGAGCCAGGCCUGCUGCACUUUAGACAAAGCCGGCAAGGAGCCCACGGGCCCCGGCGUGCAGAAGGUGGCCCGCAUCCGGCACCAGCAGCACGCGGGCCCCGACAUGGAGCCGGCGGGGGGGGGCCCCGAGGCCAAGCGCAAGCCGCCGGAGCUGAGCUCCCUGGCCUGCGUGGGUGAAGUGGGGGGGAAAUACUCAUGGGAGGUGUCGUCCCCCAGCCCCAGCAGCCUCCGACCGUGCACGGUUUGCUCCCCUGCAGGCAUCGGGCAUCCAGCCCUGCACCAGAACCUGCCGCCCGGCUUCCCCGCCUCCAUGCCCAGCGCCAUGCAGUCCGUGUUCCCCCUCUCCCAGGAGCCCCCAGCCCAGCUGGUCAUCCUGCCCACGGAGCCCACGGCCCAUGGCGCCCCGCACACGUUGGCGGACGUCACGGACCGGGCGUCGCUGUGGCCGCCCAUGUACGCGGGCCGGGGCCCCGGCUCCCACCUGCAGCACGCGGGGCAGCUGCCCGUGUACUCGCGCUCCCAGUUCCUGCGGCAGCAGGAGCUCUACGCCCUGCAGCAGCAGCAGCGGGCGGCCCAGGCGCUGGAGCUGCAGAGGCAGGCGCAGAUCCAGCGGAAGCCGGAGGAGCAGCACAUGGAGCUGGAGGAGCUGGGCAUGGAGAAGCCCCUGAAGCCGGCCCACAAACCAGUUGCCUUCAACCCCCCGGCCAAGGGCGGCCCAUGCCCCGCCAAGCUCUCGCCCUGCUGCCACUCGCCCCCACUGCGGCACCUGCCCAAGUGCCCUCCGGCGCACCCCGCGGCCCCCUGCACUUUACCCGUCUGCCCGGCCGCCAGCUCGGCCGUGGCCCCGCGCUCCCCGGCUGUCAGCCCCGUGCCCUCGCAGAGCUCCAAAGGGACCGACGUGGAGGACAAGAGAGGGGAGGGGCAGCCCCCCCAGGACUACCCCCCCUCGCUCGAGCCAGGUAGGAGCAGGGGGCACCAGGGACCCUGGCACGGGGCAGCUUGGCGUGGCCUUUGCUCCACACCGAGCCACGGAGCCCGGCUGCAGGGCCCCCAUCCCGUGGCACGGCCUGGCCAGCUCGGGGCAGAGGGCAGAGCUGACCACGUGCGCCUCCCUGCAGACCUGCCCCCCGGCUACAGCUACCCAGCCAGUGGGCUGGGCUACGUGUCCCCGCUGGCGCCCGACGCCCACUCCGCCUCUCCGGCCGACCCUGACACUAUGCAAGCCGCCUCCCCGGCCGCGGAGCCCGAGCAGUCCCGGACGUUCCCCCCUGCCGAGGUGGGCGCCGUGGUGGUGCGGGCCGAGGUGGGCGCCGUGGCCGAGGCCGAACAUGCUGUGCCGCCCCUGCGGCAUCACCACCUCCUGCUGCCCCCGGGGCCAGCCUGCGGGGAGCUAGCGCCCGUCUCGGGGCAGGUGCCGCCCUACAGCCCCCUGCCAGGCGGGACAGGCCUGGAAGCGAUGCCAGGGGGCACGGAGGAGCUGGAGGGCCCUCCACCGCUCACCGCGGAGGAGGAGGACGAAGAUGAAGAGGUGUCGGAGGGCAGCGGCGAUGAGGAGCUGGAGGGCGACGCCUCGAGCGGGCACCUGGGUGGGCUGGACGCGCUGAUCGCCGCCAGCAUCGGCCUGGGGGACCUGCCUGCCCUGAGCCCGCGCCCUGCGGCCUGCCCCUGCGGAGCCGGCGUGCCGGGCAUUGCCCUGCUCAGCGAGCUGGCCGAUCUGGAGCUGCAGCAGCGCCGCUGCGACUCGGCUGCCCCAGUGGAGGACGAAGACCUGCUGGCUUUCAACCUGCAGCACCUGGCCACCAUCGCAGCCGCCUGGGCACUGGUCCCCGCGCCCGGGCCCCACGCCGCAAGUACACCUGGGCCCCCAAGACCAAGCCGGUGAGUAGCCCACCUUCCCCUCACCCCCGGGCCCAGUCCGGAGCCUCCUCCAGUGUGCCCGCUGAAGGCCGCCAUCGAGCAGCUGGACACGCAGGAGGUGGAGAUGCGGAUGCGGCUGGCGGAGCUGCAGCGCCGCUACAAGGAGAAGCAGCGGGAGCUGGUGAAGCUGCAGAGGCGGCAUGACCACGAGCGCGAUGAGAGCUCCCGCAGUCCGGCCCGGCGCGGCCCCGGGCGGCCCCGGAAACGCAAGCACUGCAGCACGCUCAGCGCCCUGCGCCAGGCCAGCGCCCUCGGCAAGGCCGACAGCCGGAAAGUCAAGUCGGUGAAGGCCAGCCUGUCCCUGCUGUGCGCCGAGCUGCGGGGCGACACCGAGCCCAAGAAGAAGCGGAGCAAGAUGGGCGAGGAUGCCUACGGCAGCCUCAAGAGCUCCCAGGACAAAGUGCGGUGCAAGAAGAGCGGCUCUCAGAGCAAGCUGGUUGCCAAGGUCUCGCAGCUGAAGCAGAAAGUGAAGAGCAAGGCGCUGCCCGCUGGCCUCGGCCCCUUCCGCCGGAAAGACCCCGCCGCCGGCAGCCGCAUCCAGAAGAAGCUGCCGGGCAGCCGCAUCCAGAAGAAGCUGUCCGGGGCCAAGAGCUCCAAAGCGGGCGGCUGCUCCAAGUACCCGCUGCCGGGCCCCGAUGCCCGGGACCCCCCCGACUUCCACGGCCAGGCCAGCCCGGGGGCCAGCGGCACAGAUGACGACCCCGACGGGGACUCGGACAGUGAGGAGGGCGACGAGACACUGCUGCCCCGUGACCCCCCUGGGCUGGCCCUGCUGCCCGCCAGCCCCCCCGCCGUGCUGGGGCCCUCCCCGUCCUCCGUGGUGAAGAUGGAGGCCAACCAGAAGGCCAAGAAGAAGAAGGAAAGGCAGGGGUUACUAGGGCUGUGCCGCAUCUCCAGCCCCGAGGGCGAGGUCAAGAUCAAGCGGCGCCCGGCCAAGCCCAGCGUGGGGGCGCUGGAGAAGGUGCCCGCCCGGAAGAAGCCGGGGGCCUGCGAGGGCAGCGCCAAGAAGAAGCUGAAGGGCAAAGCCAAGGAGAGCCUGCGGGAGCCGGGGCAGCCCAGCCCCAGUCCCCCGGCCCUCGGCCCCUUCCCCGGGGCUGAGCCCAGGUCGCUGGGGGCCAGGGACGACGGGGCGAAGAUCGCCAGCGAGCGCCUCAAGAAAGCCACGCGCAAGAGCAAGGUGCUGCAGUCGGCCCUGCGGCGGAAGAACGGGGCGCUCUCGCUGGCGCUGUCGCCCCGCAACGCCAAGGCCAUCCUGAGCAAGGGCAAGAAGCUGGGCAAGGUCAAGAGCAAGAUGGCCACCAAGCAGAGCAAGGGCCGGGCGGUGAGCCGGCUGCUGGAGAGCUUCGCCGUGGAGGACGACUUCGAGUUCGAUGACAACAGCAGCUUCUCGGAGGAGGAGGAGGGCGCCCCGGGGGCAGGGCUGGGGCUGGAGCGGGGGCGCGGCACCCGCCGGCGCAUCUACUCCCAGGAGCAGCUGCUGCAGGAAGCCGUGCUGGACGUGCGGCCCCCGUCGCGCCGGUGCCUCUCGCCCGGCACCCGCGUCUGCGCCUACUGGAGCCAGAAGUCCCGGUGCCUCUACCCAGGCAACGUGGUGCGAGGCUCCUCGAGCGACGAGGAUGAUGACCCGGACGCGGUGAUGGUGGAGUUUGAUGACGGCGACACCGGGCACAUCGCUGUGGCCAACAUCCGCCUCCUGCCCCCCGACUUCAAGAUCCAGUGCACGGAGCCCUGCCCAGCGCUGCUCACCUCCAGCAUGUGCCGGCGGACGAAGCGCUCCUCCAGCGACCUGCCCCCGCCCGGCGACUCGGCCCCCAGCCUGUGCCCCGAGGGGCGCGAUGCUCCUGAGCCCCCCAAGAACCCCGGGAAGAAGGCAGCCAGCAAGGAGAAAGCUGGCAAGGCGGAGGCGCUGGGUGCGGGCGCGCGGGCAUCGGCCCCGAGCGAGCACUUCCCGGGCCGGCGCGGGAGCCCGCUGCUGAGCUGGGCCACCGUGGCGCAGGGCAAGCGGAAGGCAGCGGGCAAGGGUGCAGCGGUGCUCCAGGACCUCUUCCAGCUGAGCAGCGGUGCCCGGCGGCUGCGGGCCAAGGAGGCGCUGUUCACCCCGCACCACCACCACGCGGCCGCCCCCGUCUUCGGCACCGGCUUCGGGGCCGACUCCUUCAGCCGCAUCGCCAGCUCCUACGCCGCCUUUGGCCCCGGCGCCGGCCUGGCACUGCCCGGUGCCCACAAGCUGCUGCGGGCCAAGCGGCUGGAGGCGGAGGCAGGCCGGGCUGGGCGGCGCCGGGCGGGCGCCGAGUGCCUGGUGAAGCUGGACCACGAGGGCGUCACCUCGCCCAAGAGCAAGGCCUGCAAGGCGCUGCUGGCGGCCGACCGGGCGUUCGGCGCUCGGGCGCUGCCGGGCCAGGGCUACGGGCCACCGGGGCUGGCGGGCAAGGAGCGCAAGGGGCGGGCACCGGCGCACCCGCUGCCCGUGGGGCUGGCGCUGCGCAAGUUCGGGGGCCAGGGCGAGUGCGGACCGCACUGCGACAGCGACUGCCACAGCUCGUACUCGGAACCCGAGGAGGACGAGGGCCCCGGGGCGCUGGGCACGGCCGCCGUGCCCUCGCGCUUCCUGGCGCGGCUCUCCGUGUCCUCGUCCAGCUCGGGCUCCUCCACCUCGUCCAGCUCGGGCUCGGGCUCCACGUCCAGCCUCUGCUCCUCGGACAACGAGGACUCGUCCUACAGCUCCGAUGACGAGGACUCGGCCCUGCUGCUGCAGACCUGCCUGUCACAACCCGUGCCCGCCCUGCUGGCCCCCGCCGCCCAGGCCCUGCGUGCCAAGGGGGGCGCGCCGCCUGCCCGCUGCUUCCUCGCCAAGGCGGCUGUGGCCAGCGCCAAGGCCAAGCUCAAGCGCAAGGAGGCCCUGAGCUUCUCCAAAGCCAAAGAGUUCUCCCGGAGGCAGCGCCUGCCGUCGGUGGAAAAUCGGCCAAAGAUCUCCGCCUUCCUGCCGGCACGGCAGCUCUGGAGGUGGUCGGGGAACCCCACGCAGCGCCGGGGCAUGAAGGGGAAGGCGCGGAAGCUGUUCUACAAGGCAAUUGUGCGGGGCAAAGAGACACUGCGUGUCGGGGACUGCGCCGUGUUCCUCUCGGCCGGGCGGCCCAACCUGCCCUACAUCGGCCGCAUCGAGAGCAUGUGGGAGUCGUGGGGCAGCAACAUGGUGGUCAAGGUCAAGUGGUUCUACCACUGGGAGGAGACCAAGCUGGGCAAGCGGCACAGUGACGGCAAGAACGCGCUGUACCAGUCGUGCCACGAGGACGAGAACGACGUGCAGACCAUCUCGCACAAGUGCCAGGUGGUGGGGCGCGAGCACUACGAGCAGAUGACGCGCAGCAAGAAGUACCAGGACCGCCAGGACCUCUACUACCUGGCCGGCACCUACGACCCCACCACGGGCCGCCUCGUCACCCCAGAGCGCCCUUAA